AUGCUGAAACUUCCAAUCAAUUCCACCUUAGGACUGAAAGGGAGCGAGCCCAACUCUGAUGUGUUGUCAGCUUUGAUAGCAAAAACUGAAGAACACACUCAAAUUAUCGCACGACUGGAGCUCGCCAUCAGGCACGAAUGGCAGGAAAAAGAAAUCUUGAGGAAUGAGCUCAAGAGAUUUCGUUUUCUCGAAAGAGAAAACGAAAACCUGAGGCACGACUACGAAAAAAUCAAGUCUCACCUCGAGGAAAUUCUGCUCGAGAGAGACGAGAAAAUGAGGCUUCAGCUGGAUACUAUAGAAGAACGAUUCCAAUAUCUGGAGGCUAUCACCCUGCAAAUCACGCCCCGAACUUGCCAAACUCUGUCAAACUUGGGAGUGAAGCGGACAGGAAGGUACUUCAUAGACCCAGACGGGGCUCUUCUUGGCGAUCCACCGAUCAAAGUGCUCUGUGACAUGGAUACAGUAUCUACCGUUGUUCUUCAUGAUUCGAUGAAGAAUGACAGCGAGAUAAGCAAUUGUGCUGCUCCUGGCUGCUCCGCUCGAAGAGUUUCUUACGAUGCAUCCUUGAAGCAGAUGAUGGCAUUGAUGAAUCAGUCGCAUUCUUGCCACCAAGGAAUUAAAUACGACUGCAGUUCGGCAGCCCUUAGUACUGGAGACGUACACUACGCCUGGUGGAUGGACCGCCACGGCCAGCCUCAGUAUUACUGGCAUGGGUCAAAUGCGACAAAGCACACGUGCAAGUGCGGGCUCUCCGGGGACUGCGUCGACCUCAACUUGCCUUGUAACUGCGAUUCGGAAGCCCCGCAAUGGGAAUCCGACUCGGGAGAGAUUACGAACAAAACAGCCUUGCCCAUCGCCGAGCUUCGAUUCGGAGGGCUGCAGUUCGCGGGCCAGAAGGCGAAAUACACACUGGGCGGAUUGGUUUGCACGGGUGAGGCUCCUCAGAAGGAGAAUCCAGCAACAUCGUGCUCGUCCCUGCGCCAGGCCGGAAAUGCGCGCACGGGUUACCAUUUGAUUAGCAGGAAAAAUGGACGGUUGGAUGUUGUUCUUUGCCGGAUGGAUUUGGAGGAAACCGAUCUAAGGUCGUUGCGUUGCGUGUUCUCGAGUCCGGUGGGCCGAUUGCCUCAAGAUCCAAGUGGUCGAUGGGCCAAGGUCGACCGAUAA
Messenger RNA from Darwinula stevensoni, 1164 nucleotides. Lineage: Eukaryota; Metazoa; Arthropoda; Ostracoda; Podocopida; Darwinulidae. The record is from the annotation of a GenBank genome assembly.